AUGGCGGCCCCCGCUCUGGCGCUGGGCUGGGGCCCGCUCCGCUUCGGCUCCGGGGGCUGCCUUCGUAGCCGCGUGCCCCGGGGCCCGAGCGCCCGCGGGAGGGGGCUUCCGGCCCCCGUGGUCUUGGGACGAAGCGCGACCGCGUCCAGUCGGACCGAAGCCCCCGGCAGUGGCCUUUACUGCGUGGAGCUGCUCCGGAAACGAGACUAUGAAGGAUAUUUAUGUUGCCUGUUACUGCCUGCAGAAGCCCGAAGCUCUGCUUUUGCAUUGAGAGCCUUCAAUGUGGAACUGGCUCAGGUUAAAGACUCAGUCUCUCAGAAAACUAUUGGCCAAAUGCGAAUGCAGUUUUGGAAGAAAGCUGUAGAAGAUAUAUAUUCUGGUAAUCCACCUCAUCAGCCAGUAGCCAUUGAACUAUGGAAGGCAGUCAAGAGACAUAAUUUAACUAAAAGAUGGCUUAUGAAAAUCAUUGAUGAAAGAGAAAAAAAUUUGGAUGACACAGCAUAUCGAAACAUCCAAGAACUAGAAACAUAUGCUGAAAACACACAAAGUUCCCUUCUUUACUUGAUGCUGGAAGUAUUGGGUAUAAGGGACCUCCAUGCAGAUCAUGCUGCAAGUCAUAUUGGGAAAGCACAAGGCAUUGUCACAUGUUUGAGAGCAACGCCCUAUCAUAUUAGUAGACGAAAGGUGUUUCUUCCUAUGGACAUUUGCAUGCUGCACGGUGUUUCACAAGAAGAUUUUUUACGUAAGAACCAAAAUAAAAAUGUGAGGGAUGUAAUCUAUGAUAUUGCCAGCCAGGGACAUCUUCAUUUAAAACAUGCCAGAUCCUUCCAGAAAAGUGUUCCUGUGAAAGCAUUUCCUGCUUUUCUUCAGACAGUUGCUUUAGAGGACUAUUUAGAAAAAAUUCAAAGAGUGGAUUUUGAUGUGUUCCACCCUCGAUUACAGCAGAAGAAUACAUUAUUAGCAUUGCAUCUCUAUAUUCAGUCUUGGAAAAAAAGAUAUUAAAAUCAUUUUAUAGUA
Molecule: messenger RNA, 1017 nt
Organism: Vombatus ursinus (common wombat)
Lineage: Eukaryota; Metazoa; Chordata; Mammalia; Diprotodontia; Vombatidae
Gene: NDUFAF6
Product: NADH:ubiquinone oxidoreductase complex assembly factor 6
Exons: 9
Coding region: 1-1002 (333 amino acids)
Biological process (GO): biosynthetic process; mitochondrial respiratory chain complex I assembly
Cellular component (GO): mitochondrion
Source: RefSeq, a predicted model, not a curated record